This is a messenger RNA of Sinocyclocheilus grahami, 2768 nucleotides long. RefSeq names its product TFIIH basal transcription factor complex helicase XPB subunit-like. The record is from RefSeq and is a predicted model, not a curated record. The transcript is spliced from 14 exons. Gene Ontology annotation, molecular function: DNA binding; 3'-5' DNA helicase activity; ATP binding. Gene Ontology annotation, cellular component: transcription factor TFIIH holo complex; nucleotide-excision repair factor 3 complex; transcription preinitiation complex. Lineage: Eukaryota; Metazoa; Chordata; Actinopteri; Cypriniformes; Cyprinidae. Bases 128 to 2479 code for a protein of 783 amino acids. Gene Ontology annotation, biological process: nucleotide-excision repair; transcription initiation at RNA polymerase II promoter.
GCGUUCUGAUCUGGACAUGGUCGUGAGAGCGGUGGCGUCUCAAUAAAUCCUCCUGCGUUUUUGUUAUUAAAUUGUGUUUAACCAUCACUGAAUUCACAAUAGGGGAGUGUUUUCUAGGGCUGACACCAUGGGGAAAAAAGAUAAGAGUGAUCGAGAUAAAAAGUCCAAGAAACGUUAUUAUGAUGAGGAAGAGGAUGAUGAAGAGGUGAUGGGCAGUGAGUCUCAGGAGGCUGUUCCAGCAGCUGCUGGGAAGCAGGUGGAUGAAUCCAGCACUAAACUGGAUGAGUAUGGAGCCAAAGACUACAGACUACAGAUGCUUCUCAAGAAUGAUCACUCUUCCCGGCCCCUAUGGGUGGCUCCAGAUGGUCACAUCUUCCUAGAGGCUUUCUCUCCCGUGUAUAAAUAUGCUCAGGACUUCCUGGUGGCCAUAUCGGAGCCGGUGUGCAGACCUACCCAUGCGCACGAGUACAAGCUGACGGCUUAUUCUCUAUACGCCGCUGUGAGCGUCGGCCUGCAGACCUCUGACAUCAUAGAGUACCUGCAGAAACUCAGCAAGACCUCUGUGCCAGACGGCAUAGUGCAGUUUAUUAAGCUGUGCACAGUGAGCUACGGGAAAGUCAAACUAGUCCUGAAGCACAACAGGUACUUUGUGGAGAGUGCUUUCCCUGAUGUCAUUCAGAGGCUCUUACAGGACUCUGUGAUUCGGGACUGUCGUCUUCGGUCUGCUGAGGGUGAGGAGACUGAGCUCAUCACUGAAACCAUCUCUAGUAAACCAGCAAUCUCAAAGUCUCAGCAGGACAAUGGUGGUCCAUCCACCUCCCAGCCUUCAGAUGGGCAGCGCACAGGAAAUCAAGUGCCAGAGGACAUCUUCAGUUACUACGAACAGAUGGAUAAAGAGGAGGAGGAGGAGGAAGAGACACAAACAGUGUCAUUCGAGAUCCGUCAGGAAAUGAUAGAGGAGCUUCAGAAGCGUUGCAUUCAGUUGGAGUAUCCCCUCCUGGCCGAGUAUGACUUCCGUAACGACACGGUGAACCCAGACAUCAACAUGGACCUGAAGCCCACCGCUGUGCUGAGACCAUAUCAGGAAAAGAGUCUGAGGAAGAUGUUUGGGAACGGCAGAGCUCGAUCUGGAGUCAUCGUACUGCCUUGUGGUGCUGGUAAGUCACUGGUGGGCGUCACGGCUGCCUGCACAGUGCGUAAACGCUGUCUAGUGUUGGGAAACUCCUCUGUGUCAGUGGAACAGUGGAAGGCUCAGUUUAAGAUGUGGUCCACCAUUGAUGACUCCCAGAUCUGCCGUUUCACUUCAGACGCAAAAGACAAGCCCAUCGGUUGCUCAGUGGCCAUUAGCACCUAUUCUAUGCUGGGCCACACCACCAAACGCUCAUGGGAGGCUGAGAGGGUCAUGGAGUGGAUGAAAAGUCAGGAGUGGGGGCUCAUUAUACUAGAUGAGGUGCACACAAUCCCAGCAAAGAUGUUCCGUCGUGUUCUGACGAUAGUCCAGGCUCACUGUAAACUGGGUCUCACUGCCACACUAGUGAGAGAGGAUGAUAAGAUUGUCGAUCUUAACUUCCUGAUUGGGCCGAAGCUCUAUGAGGCGAACUGGAUGGAACUACAGAACAGUGGUUACAUUGCUAAAGUCCAGUGUGCUGAGGUAUGGUGUCCCAUGUCUCCUGAGUUUUAUCGGGAAUAUGUGGCCAUAAAGUCGAAGAAGAGAAUUCUGCUCUACACCAUGAAUCCCAACAAGUUCCGUGCAUGUCAGUUCCUGAUCCGCUUCCACGAGCGGAGAAACGACAAGAUCAUCGUCUUUGCCGACAACGUCUUCGCUCUGAAAGAAUAUGCCAUCCGCCUGAACAAUUUUUUGCAGUCCUAUUUAGCAGGUUUGAUUGGCUGUCUUCCUCUUCUUCAAUCUUCCUCUUCCAUUCUUAUGCUUUCUCUUGUUUUCUUCUUCUGUCAGGUAGGAGAUACGUCAUUUGACCUGCCAGAGGCAAACGUGCUAAUCCAGAUCUCCUCUCACGGCGGUUCUCGUCGUCAAGAAGCUCAGAGACUGGGCAGAGUGCUGCGAGCCAAGAAAGGUAUGGUUGCAGAGGAAUACAAUGCUUACUUCUACUCACUGGUCUCUCAGGACACACAGGAAAUGGCUUAUUCCACCAAGAGACAGCGCUUCCUGGUGGACCAGGGAUACAGUUUCAAGGUGAUCACAAAGUUGGCUGGGAUGGAGGAGGAAGACUUGAUGUUUUCCUCUCGUGAGGAACAGCAGCAGCUCUUGCAGAAGGUUCUGGCAGCAUCUGAUCUUGACGCAGAAGAGGAAGUUGUGAUGGGAGAAGUGGGAGGGAAGCCGCAGUUUUCUCGUCGUAUGGGAACUAUGAGCUCCAUGUCUGGUGCAGAUGAUACAGUCUACAUGGAAUACCAGACGUCCCGCAGUAGCAAGUCUUCAGCCAGCAAGAAUGUCCAUCCUCUGUUUAAACGCUUCCGCAAGUGAACUCACUCACGGCCCGGUGAUGCACUGUCAGCAUCUAGAGACACCAGGCCCAAACAACGCACUUCCUGGGACGGCCAGCAUCUUAAUAAAAUACAAUUCAUGGCUGUUUGUCUCAGACAGAGCCAUUUAAAGACAGCGAGAAUUAAGCAAAACUGCUGUCAUUUCAGAAAGAUUCAAGAAUCUAAUAUGUAUAGUACAUUAUAGUAUAGUAUUAUAAACAGGAUGUAAUGUAAUUAUUAUUUUUGAAUUUGUUGUGAGAAACUGAACUGUAAAGCCAAACCUGUUUUUG